This is a messenger RNA of Papilio machaon (common yellow swallowtail), 1481 nucleotides long. RefSeq names its product DDB1- and CUL4-associated factor 7 (gene wap). The record is from RefSeq and is a predicted model, not a curated record. The coding region runs from base 280 to 1341 and encodes 353 amino acids. Gene Ontology annotation, molecular function: protein binding. The transcript has 8 exons. Gene Ontology annotation, cellular component: nucleus. NCBI's taxonomy places the organism in Eukaryota, Metazoa, Arthropoda, Insecta, Lepidoptera, Papilionidae.
UGAAUUGCUUUGAUGAUGCUUGUUUUUUACAUGUGAAUGUGAUAAAAGAUAAAAUAAAAAUAAACCUUGUGCCAAUAAUAACAAUUUAAGACAUUUUAAAUAAAUAAUUCCGACUUAAAAACAGUAAUUUUACUGUCUUCAACUACACGGUAGAUUACAAGACUGGACUAAGUUUACGGUACACCGCUUAAUUUAAUUGAUUUAAGUAAGAAAAACGAAAUUGCAAGACUAUUCGAAGCUAGGACAUAUUUAUAUAACUGUUGAAAGAGAUUUGGUAACAUGUCGAUGCCACAUAGCAGCUCAAGUACGACUAGCUCCAGUACAAAACGCAAAGAAAUAUACAAAUAUCAAGCACCAUGGCCGCUGUACUCCAUGAACUGGUCAGUACGACCAGACAAACGGUUCAGGCUGGCACUCGGCAGUUUUGUUGAAGAAUAUAAUAAUAAGGUACAAAUAAUAUCUCUAGAUGAAGAGACGAGCGAGUUCAGUGCAAAGAGCACAUUUGACCACCCUUACCCUACUACUAAGAUUAUGUGGAUACCCGACAGUAAGGGGGUAUAUCCUGAUCUACUUGCUACCAGUGGUGAUUAUCUUCGUAUAUGGCGUGCUGGUGAACCUUACACAUUGUUUGAAUGUGUUUUAAACAAUAACAAGAACUCUGAUUUCUGCGCACCUCUCACAUCGUUUGACUGGAACGAGGUGGACCCCAAUCUGAUCGGCACCAGCAGUAUUGAUACAACUUGCACCAUCUGGGGCUUGGAGACGGGACAGGUUUUGGGAAGAGUGAAUGAUGUCUCCGGACAUGUUAAAACACAGCUGAUCGCUCAUGACAAGGAGGUGUAUGACAUAGCAUUCAGUCGUGCGGGCGGCGGCCGCGACAUGUUCGCCUCUGUGGGCGCUGAUGGCUCAGUGCGUAUGUUUGAUCUGCGCCAUCUUGAGCACUCCACUAUCAUAUACGAGGACCCUCAACACACACCACUGCUGCGGCUGGCGUGGAACAAACAGGACCCCAACUACCUGGCGACGGUGGCGAUGGACGCCUGCGAGGUGGUCAUCCUGGACGUCCGCGUUCCCUGCACUCCUGUAGCCAGGCUCAACAACCACCGCGCCUGCGUCAACGGCAUCGCCUGGGCCCCCCACAGUUCCUGUCACAUUUGCACUGCUGGCGACGACCACCAGGCGCUGAUCUGGGACAUCCAGCAGAUGCCGCGCGCCAUCGAGGACCCCAUCCUCGCCUACACCGCCGCCGAGGGCGAGGUCAACCAGAUACAGUGGGGCGCCACACAGCCUGACUGGAUCGCCAUAUGCUACAACAGGCACACGGAGAUACUACGCGUAUAAACAUAUAAUUAAUACAACAAUGGAUAAGGUAUUGAUAAGAUUUAAUAACAAAUCUUCGGAUUCGGGACUUUACAAAACUAAGUUUGAACUUUUACAAACUAAAUUCGGACUUUUACAAAUUAAAUUCGGACUUUUACAAA